AAAGGGCGGCCCCGAUUUCAUCUCACAACGGGUCCUCUUUCUCGCCUCAGUCUGGACACCAUCCUGAACCAGGUGGCGGUCCAGAGGAAGCGUCCCUUUGUGGAGCGCGUUCUGAGCUAUUGGGUCCUCAAGAGGCAGUCCAGGAACAACGUGCCGCUCAUCCGCCGCCUGCAGGCCAACCCGUCCCAAGCGCCCAAGUCUGCGUCGGCGGUUGCCGCGGAAACCAACCAAGCGCUGAAGGAGCAGCUGAAGGAGUGGCACCGACUCAGACACGACCUGGAGCGAGCGCGACUCCUCUUGGAGCUCAUCAGGAAGAGGGAGAAGCUCAAGAGGGAGGAGAUGAAGCUGCAGCAGUCGGCGCUGGAGGUCCAGCUGACGCCCUUCAACAUCCUGCUCAGGGCCGUGCUCAGCCAGCUGCAGCAGAAGGACCAGUACAACGUCUUUGCUCAGCCCGUCAGCACCAAGGAGGUCCCGGACUACCUGGACCACAUCGAGCGGCCCAUGGACUUCUCCACCAUGAGGACGCGCAUCGACGGCCACGCCUACCGCAGCCUGGACCAGUUUGAGGCCGACUUUGACCUGAUCAUCGCCAACUGCAUGAAAUACAACGCCAAGGAGACCUUUUUCUACAAGGUGGCCCAGAGGAUGCAGGACCACGGCGGCGCCAUCCUGCGCCGCGCCCGCAAGGAGGCCGACCGGAUCGGCUUCGACUUCCCCAGCGGACUGCUGCUGCCCGCGGCGCCCAAAGCGGAGGCGCCGCCGUCCUUCGCCUGGGAGGACGUGGACCGCCUGCUGAGCCCCUCCUACCGCCGCCUCACGCCGCCCGAGGAUCAGCUGAAGGAGCUCCUGGAGAAGCUGGACCUGAGCGCGGCCAUGAAGAACAGCCCGUCUCGCAGCAAGAGGCUCAAGCUGCUCAAGAAGACCAUCACGGAGGUCCGCAGCGAGAUGAGCCUCAAGAAGUCGCUACCGGCCACCGAGCGGCCGCCGCACGGACCUCCGCAGUCACCCGGCGCCGCUCCCGAGUCGAACGCCUCCGCUCCGCCGACGCUCAAGGCGCCGCUACCGUCGGCGCCGUCGGAAGCGCCGCCGACGCCCCCCGACCUGGGCCCGCCCCACCUGAAGCCGGCGGAGCCCGUCCCCGCGGCGCCGGGGGUUUUGACCUGCACCUCAGCUACCUCAGCGCGCGCCCCCAAGCUCAACGGGCACCUCCCCGACGGCGACCCAGCCGAGCGACGGAACAGCCUCCUCUUCCGCAAGUCCAAGAGCGUCAGUCCGCAGAAGCUGCCCAGAGACCGCGAGGCGCCCGCCGCCCUCUCGCCAUCGCCGCCGCUGGGCGCAAAGACCUUCCUGUCGGUGGUCAUCCCUCGACUGGAGUCGCUGCUGCUGCCCAAGAAGCGGCCGCGGAGCAGCAGCGUCGACGGCGAGCACGACGAGUCGCCGCCCGUCAAGCGUCUGGGCGCAGGGGUCGCCAACGGUUUCGUGCCGGGGCGAGGGGAGGACGACGCCCCGCCGCCUCGAUUGCUGGAGCCUCGACGCCGCUGCGCCUCCGAGUCCAGCAUCUCCUCCGGCGCCAGCGUCUUCUCCGGUGCCAGUACCGCAACGAUCACCAAAAGCAGCAACGGGCAACCGGCGGCCGCUCGACGCAACACGGCGGACGACCAAAGCGGUCCUCCGUCUUGCGCCGAGAAUGGAGAGUUCGGCCACGCCCUCAAGGUCUCGUCAGAGGCGUGGAAGCCCUCGGCCGCCUUCCCCUUUGUUGCGGAGCCUCUUAAGCUAGUUUGGGCUAAAUGUAGUGGAUAUCCCUCCUAUCCCGCGCUGAUCAUGGAGCCGCCGGCGCCGAGGACGACGAGGCGGCCGGCGCGGCGCCAGCGCAACGGGGCGGCGACACUGGGGGCGGAGCUUCCCCGACCCCCGCGGGACGUGCUGCGAGCCGGCGAGCAGAUGCAGUUCAGGUCCGCAGAGAAACUCUUCCUCGUCCACUUCUUCGACAGCAAGCGCAGCUGGCAAUGGCUUCCUAGAUCCAAGAUGUCUCCGUUCGGCGUGGAUCACAGUCUGGACCGCAUCAAGCUGCUGGAGUCUCGCCGUUCGCGUCUGCAGAAGUCUGUGCAGCGAGCCUUCGAGCGGGCCAUGAAGCACCUCGGCGACGAAGGCGGGGGCGGGAGGGCCCCGGCCUCGCAACGUUGACGACCGCUGUCACACAUUCCCCCACCCCCGCUGCCGCUUUUGGUGUGUUUCGGCUCCCGCCGACGCCCGCUCACGCACAAACGACUGAUGCGCCGAAGCUCGCGGCGGCCGUCUUGUUUUGUUCCGAGACCUAUGCAAACGCCGACACUUUGGUGACGGGAGAAAGACGAUCCAACGGACGAAUGUGCCCAUGAAACCGACCGCCUCACAUGUGCUGCAACUAUCUUAACUGCCACGAAGACUGCGAGCGUGUUGUGUGAGAAUGGGAAUGUCAGCGCGUCUGGGCUUGUGGACGUCUGUACACGAGUUUGUUUUUCUGCAUGUUGAAAGAUUGUGUGUGUGUGUGUGUGUGUGUGUGUGUGUGUGUGUCAGCUCCUACCACUCGAGGUCCUGACUUGACACUAAUUUAUUCAAUGAGUCCUCCUGUCAUCGGACAUUUUGUACGACAACUACGGCCACUGCCAUCAUGUGGUGCUAUUUCAUUCAUACUGUAUCUUUGUUUUUGUUGUUGUUUUUUUUUUGUUUUUUUUUUACUUUUUUAAGUUAUUGACUUCUCAAGCUACAACUUCUUGGCAUUAAUUUUGUUUUUUUAUAAAGUAUGUUUUUACACAACUAC
Messenger RNA from Hippocampus comes (tiger tail seahorse), 2800 nucleotides. RefSeq names its product bromodomain-containing protein 1-like. Lineage: Eukaryota; Metazoa; Chordata; Actinopteri; Syngnathiformes; Syngnathidae. The annotation marks the transcript as partial. The transcript is spliced from 10 exons. Gene Ontology annotation, cellular component: nucleus. Gene Ontology annotation, biological process: regulation of transcription by RNA polymerase II. The record is from RefSeq and is a predicted model, not a curated record.